Messenger RNA from Homarus americanus (American lobster), 3155 nucleotides. RefSeq names its product transient receptor potential channel pyrexia-like. The record is from RefSeq and is a predicted model, not a curated record. Gene Ontology annotation, cellular component: membrane. Lineage: Eukaryota; Metazoa; Arthropoda; Malacostraca; Decapoda; Nephropidae. Gene Ontology annotation, biological process: transmembrane transport; monoatomic ion transport. Gene Ontology annotation, molecular function: protein binding; monoatomic ion channel activity. The transcript is spliced from 5 exons. The coding region runs from base 71 to 2143 and encodes 690 amino acids.
UUAUCACAGUUUGUCCGCCGUGUCUAUUGAGUAAGGCAGUGCACCGCUGUAUGUGUAAGUGAAGAGAGCUAUGGCUGGACCUACACCAAUCAGAGAGGACCUAGAAAACGCUCUCAAGGAAGGCCAUAAAGCCAGAGUGGCUUCACUUAUCCAGAAUCACAGCGAUCUUCUCACCUCUAAAUCAUUACCAUGGUUACAUUUAGCAGUUAGUGCUCCUAAGAACAGUAGUAAACUUUUACGACUGUUACUCAAGGAGGGAAUUUCCGCGGAUGUUACCGAUUCGUCAGGAGCCACAGCUCUACACUUGUCGGCCAAGAAAGGCCAAAAAAGGUGUCUUGAAAAUCUUUUAGAAUGGAAGGCCAAAAUUGAGUGUAAAGACAAUUUGGGAAGAACUCCAUUGCACUAUGCAGCUCUGUGCAAACAUAAAGGAGUUGUAGCCUGUAUACAAGUGCUGCUUGAGGCAGGGGCUUUUCUUGACGCAUCCAACAAGAAAGGCCUCGCUCCUCUCCAUGUUGCAGCUGAAGUUGACAAUGUUACUGCUGCAAGGAUCUUUCUGCAUGCUGGUGCCUCACAGAAUAUGGUAGACGGAAGAGGACGGACGCCUAUUCAUAUUGCGUCAUCGAUCAAAAUGACGGAGAUUCUGGUGCUUGCAGGAGCUGACAUGACGACUGAAGACGCUGAGGGUCAAACGCCCCUGUACAAAGCCAUUUCGCACUUUCCCUCUCUCGUCCACACAAUGCUGACCUCCGGAGUGGCUGUCCGUGGUGACCCAUGCGACAGUCAACUAGGUGUCUACUUUAACUUCAACGUCAUUUGUAGACCAGGAAACGUCGAAGUAAAGUUGCUUAACGCUUUGGCACACGAUGAUCACUUCGAUAGAUUAAAACAUCCAUUGUGUGAAACGUUCCUUCAUCUGAAAUGGCUUCUUAUUCGUACUCUAUUUUGCAUCAAGUGGGCAAUGUUUGCUUUUGUGGUAUUUGCUCUGACCAUCAACGUGUGUCUGAGGGUCCAUCUUCCCCUCCCUCAAGACUGCAACACCUCUACUUACACAGUGUGGGUGAAUAAUAAGUGUUCUUACAUAAAAACUGCUGCUGUGCUACGGUGGUUAUCGCUGUUGAUGAUGAGCGCAAUAGUGAUGAGAACAUUGUUGCAGAUCUCCGUGAAGAAGAGUCUUUUUUUGCGACGGAAGGACAAGUGGUUGGAGAUGGUGUUUAUAGUGUGCUCGAUUCCCCUCUUGGUGACGGAGGGGCGUCUGGAGAUGUGGGAACGGCAACUAGGGUCCUUCACGCUUCUUUUGGGUUGGUACGGGGUGACCAUGAUGGUGGGCCACAUACCCUCUGUCGGCAUCUACGUUCAGAUGUUUCAUGCUGUGGCACUGAAGAUGAUGAAGUUCUCAGCUGUGUUCCUGUCGCUGUUUGUGGGUUUUGCAGUCAGUUUCCACCUGUCAUUUGUGGAGGUGGUGGCAUUCAGAACGGCGUGGUCCUCUUUCAUUAAGACACUCGUCAUGAUGGUGGGGGAACUAGACACUGCAGAACUGUUUGAAACUUCUGACUCUGAUCAAAAGAUAUGGGUUUUGCCCGAGUUGAUAUUUAUCAUCUUUGUGCUGCUCAUAACGGUGAUCAUCACAAACCUCCUAGUGGGCCUCGCAGUCCAGGACAUCCAAGAAUUGCAAAAGGUUGCUGGAGUUAGUCGUCUGGCCCACACAGUGGAGCAGGAGGCUUCUUUUGACUAUUUUUUGUCUUCACGUUUACUUGAGUGCCCCUUCUCAGCAAAUUUCUUAACCUGGAUGAAAAAGCGUUACUCUCUUCUUCAACAAUUUCCACCCAUACCUCUUCAUGAACCAUCUCUAAAGAGGCUAUCCUCAGUGUGGCUGAGCAAUCAAGAAUCAGAAUAUAAAACAUUUGGACAUAUGGAUCAUUACAAUGUGGUUAUAUUCCCCUAUGAUCCAACGAAUCCUGGAAGGGUUUACAAGUAUCAACAAACCACACGAAAGAUGGUUCCAACAUCCUACAGUCUCCCAUCGUGGAUAAUCAGGAAUACCAAGAAACUCAUUGAAAAUAACCCCAAUAUUGGUUACCGUGAUGCAGAUUUUAUAUAUGGAUGUGACUCUGAUUGGGACAGUAGUUCUGAUGAUAGCGAAUAAGUUCACUGGUAAUGAUAUUUUGACUGACAGUAGUAGAUGUAAUGUACUGUAGUUCAGAAAGAAGUGACCCUUAAACUUUCAUUGAACUUUAUGACCAAGUAAAUUAUUUAAAGGAAGUUUAACUAUACUAAGCCAACUCUCUCGUUAAACAGCGGAGUAAGUUACAAUAAAUUGUUUUUAAUGUUUCUGUAUUUUUUAAGUUUCAAACAUUUUCAUUUGAACUAACGACACUACUAGCCAUAUUGACCAAUUCAGGCCACAUCUAAGGUAAUUAAAAUUAUUCCUGAAACAAAAUUUUAAUUUAGCUAAUUAAAAAUAAAAACCCAAAUUAAUUCCUAAACUUUGGUAUUAAUUAAUCAUUCAGUGUUGAUAUGAUUUGUCAAAUUUUGCUUUGUGAUUUACUCAGGUAAACUAAACUUCAGUCUGUUUAAGCCUUACUGGUAUAUGUAAAGGUUUUGUUUUAACCCCGAGUUGUUUUGCCUGUGUUGCCAUAUGGAAAAAAAAUGCAAGGAACCUGAAACUUCCAAUGGUGUUGGCUGCCAUCCUGCAGCUAACAUCCACUGAUGAUGGCCACCGUUUAAAGGUUAAACAGAGUGGUUAUUUAUUUAUUUAUAAUUUUAAUUUCAAUUAAAUUUGUCAGCAGUGGCCUCAUCUUCUGGUGUUGAAUGAGUCUUCUCUUAUGGAUUUGUUCAGUUGAAACUAAGGAACUGCCUUGGUACAGAAAAAGCAGCAAAACUUUUCUUUCUUUUUAAGCCUUCAAAUGUAGACACCGGUCAUGGUAACAAAGAUGAAUGAAAUGAGAACUUGUUGUUUGUAAUGUGUGAUGUAACAAUGACUUAACACAUUAGAAUUGGAUUUUUAUAAAUAUUAAAUGUCGUGUAUCCAAGUGUUGUGGUUUAGUUGUUUUCGUUUUGCUUUUCUACUUGCAACUGUUUUAUUACAGUGUCCUUAAUACUUAACAACCCCUACAUGUUCUAAGUAAAAGUACAGUACAAUAAAACAUGUAAGCAAA